AGCUCCUCAAGGUUCGAACCCUACUUGCGCCAACAAUCUAGCAUUACCCAUUCACUCUGUUCUCUCUCGCAGUCGCUGCGAGGUUUUAACAGCAGGUUCUUAUUUUUUGCUGAGAUUCAAGUAUGGGUAAGGAGAAGGUUCACAUCAACAUUGUGGUCAUUGGCCACGUCGAUUCUGGCAAGUCGACCACCACUGGUCAUUUGAUCUACAAGCUUGGAGGCAUUGACAAGCGUGUUAUUGAGAGGUUUGAGAAGGAAGCUGCUGAGAUGAACAAGAGAUCCUUCAAGUAUGCCUGGGUGUUGGACAAGCUCAAGGCUGAACGUGAGCGUGGUAUCACAAUUGACAUUGCCCUGUGGAAGUUCGAGACCACCAAAUACUACUGCACUGUUAUUGAUGCUCCAGGCCAUCGUGACUUCAUCAAGAACAUGAUUACUGGUACUUCCCAAGCCGACUGUGCUGUUCUUAUCAUUGACUCUACUACCGGAGGCUUUGAAGCUGGUAUUUCAAAGGAUGGGCAGACCCGUGAACACGCCCUUCUUGCCUUUACCCUUGGUGUCAAGCAAAUGAUUUGCUGCUGCAACAAGAUGGAUUCCACCACCCCCAAGUACUCUAAAGCUAGAUACGACGAAAUUGUGAAGGAAGUUUCUUCCUACCUCAAGAAGGUUGGCUACAACCCAGACAAAAUCCCCUUCGUCCCAAUCUCUGGAUUUGAAGGCGACAACAUGAUUGAAAGAUCCACCAACCUUGACUGGUACAAGGGCCCAACCCUUCUCGAGGCCCUCGACUUGAUCCAAGAGCCUAAGAGACCAUCUGACAAGCCCCUUCGCCUUCCACUUCAGGAUGUUUACAAGAUCGGAGGUAUUGGAACUGUGCCAGUGGGUCGUGUUGAGACGGGUGUUCUUAAACCUGGUAUGGUCGUGACCUUCGCCCCCUCUGGACUGACAACUGAAGUAAAGUCUGUUGAGAUGCACCAUGAAGUUCUCCAAGAAGCUCUCCCUGGUGACAAUGUGGGGUUCAAUGUUAAGAACGUUGCUGUGAAGGAUCUCAAGCGUGGCUACGUUGCUUCAAAUUCCAAGGAUGAUCCUGCUAAGGAAGCUGCCAAUUUCACCUCUCAAGUUAUCAUCAUGAACCACCCAGGUCAAAUUGGAAAUGGUUAUGCCCCAGUUCUUGAUUGCCAUACCUCUCAUAUUGCCGUUAAGUUCUCUGAGAUUUUGACCAAGAUUGACAGGCGGUCUGGUAAAGAGCUUGAGAAAGAGCCCAAGUUCUUGAAGAACGGCGAUGCUGGAUUUGUUAAGAUGAUACCCACCAAGCCCAUGGUGGUGGAAACAUUCGCCACAUAUCCACCACUUGGACGGUUUGCGGUGAGGGACAUGCGGCAGACUGUGGCUGUUGGUGUCAUCAAGGCCGUUGAGAAGAAGGAUCCAAGCGGGGCCAAGGUGACCAAGUCUGCGGCCAAGAAAUCAGGGAAGUGAAUGGUGGGAGUAGGCGUUGGACUUGGCGGUAGUGAAGGCCAUCGCCUUCAUGAUGACUGGAUUCUUAAUAAUAAUAAUAACAAUAACAUAUCUUCUUCUACCUCUUGGGGUCUGUUCUGUCUGUGUCUCGUUGGACACGUCUUCAAGGUUCCUCCGUCGUCCCUGAGCAGCUUCUCGCAGAAUUGGGUGCUUGACCGGCGGUGGCAACGUCUCCUUUUCUAGCUUUUUAUCUUAUUUUUUUCUGUCUUGCUAAACUGCUUUUAUUUCAGUUUUGUUUUAAUUUAAUUUAAUCCAUAAUAUGGAUGGUUUAUGUUUUUUUAGUAUUUUAAUUAUUUGAAUCUCUUGGUUCAGUUCAUUAGAUUUGAAAUCCAAGGA
Molecule: messenger RNA, 1847 nt
Organism: Cucurbita pepo subsp. pepo (vegetable marrow)
Lineage: Eukaryota; Viridiplantae; Streptophyta; Magnoliopsida; Cucurbitales; Cucurbitaceae
Source: RefSeq, a predicted model, not a curated record